UGUGCGCAGGCGCGCUUAAAGUUACGCUUUCUUUGUAAUGUAAACGUUAUUUUUACUGAGGUGUAACUCGAAGAAAAGUGAGACUUUUUUUAUUUCGCCUUUUUGUUUGGCUCGUUGAGUUGAUUGGCUUUUGUUUGGCCCAAUAGUAGGAGAGACUGCCGCAUGAUCCCGAGAGCCCCAACCAAUGGAAGCGUCGGUGGGCGGGGCUCCGUCCUCCAGCUAACGUAAGCGUUGUUAGUCGGAAGAAGAAGCCGAUUCUGGAAGCCAUUACGUUGCGCACAUUAACGGAGUAAAUCCUACUAUUUUUGCGUACAAUACGCACAAUUACCUUUCGUAAAGAGGCUUUUCUGCACUUAUGGCAUCGGUGGCCAAAAAGAGAAAAAUGAAUUUCUCGGAGAGGGAGGUGGAAAUUAUAGUGGAAGAAAUAGAGAAACAAAAGCACACACUGGUUAACCACUUCAACGCCGGAGUCACGCACAUGGCCAAGAAUAACGCGUGGAUGGACAUCCUGAAAAAGGUGAACCAGGUCACCACCUGUCCGCGCGAGCUCCCCGAGGUGAAGAAGAAGUGGUCCGACAUGAAGACGGAGGUCCGGCGGAAGGUGGCCCAAGCGCGGGCUGCCAUAGAGGGGACGUCCGCCGACUGCACUCCAGUUCCCGUCAUCCUCACCGCCAUGCAGCAGCGGAUCUGUAACCUGCUGGGAGAGGCCACCAUCAUCAGCCUACCUGCCGGAGACUCGGAUGCUGAGAUCACCUUACCUGUGACCGUCAACGCCGCCGCCACCGUCACUCUGACGGAAGCUCUUCCAGCCGGUGCCGGGACGGUCUGUGACGACUCAAAGCCGCUGAACGCUGAGACGACGUACCACACUCUGGAGGAUGGCGGCGUGGUAGAGUACUGCACCACCACCGAGGGAGAUGCCACUCCCACCGUGGUCACUGCCGUUGAGGCUCCCGUGGAGAUGCUCGCCUCGUCUUCCGUUUCCCCGCCGCCGCCUCAGAGUCAUGCCAAACCUCAGGAGCUGAAGAGCCGCAUUGCCCUCAACUCUGCCCGCCUGCUGCAGGAGCAGCGAGUCACCAACGUGCACAUCCGCCAGAUCGCCCAGCACCUGGAGGGCCAGAACGAGCUGCUGCAGAUGAUGCGGCGCUCCCAGGAGGCGCAGGCGUUCGCCCAGGAGAGGCAGGCCCUGGCCCUGGAGGGUACGCAGGCCGCAUUGCUGGCGCUGGUGCAGAUGCUCCGGCCGGCUCUGAAAGAUCUGAGGAAGUUCCUGCAGAGCGGGACCGAGGGGACGAACGCCAGCGGCUCGGCGGCGGCAGCGGGGGCGACAACUGACGGAGCAUCAACAGAGGAGCAGAGCAGGCCCAAAACACCGCCUCCUCCCUCACAGCAGGCUGAGGAGGCGCACUAGACCCUGUGUGUGUGUGUGUGUGUGUGUGUGUGUGUGUGUGUGUGUGUGUGUGUGUGUGUGUGUGUGUGUAUGUGAUUAAAUGAUGCCUUAUGAAGAACAUGUACAGAAGCAGAAACUGUUAUUUUUAUCUCUUUGGCAGCAACUUCAUGUUAUUUAAUACUCUGAAUCUGAUAUUCUGACAUUUUCAAUGCAAAGUUGGAACAUUUCUUGAACCCAAAGGAAGAAUAUUGGGGCGAUUUUCAGGCCAUCAGUAGCUGGGUUUGUCAGUGAGCUGCACUUUAACCAAAAUGUACUGAAUAAAAUGUAAAAGAGGGCGGAGCUGCUUCUCCUCAUUUCCUGCUGCAUACUUCCUGUUCCUGUGCUGGAGGUUCAAACAUGGAUAAAGUUUCAGAUAAUGAGGUCAGUGCAUGUGCCAAAGGUCAGGCUUCACACUCAGGUUCUUUUACAGCCAUGCUGAUUCGAUGUUCUGCAUCAUGUGGACAUGUAUGAUGUCACUGACAGUUUCAAUAAAGUUCUUGAGACGAGUCCAUAAACAUCUAAAACUUAAACUCAGUCUCUGCGGAUCAUCUUUUCCAGCUGGAAUGUUUUCUGGAGCGUCGGCUCUUUUCAGAUCCACUGAGGUGCUGCCAUGUUCCCCCUGUUCUUGUAGCUCUGCCAUGUCUGAUGGAUCUUCUCCAGUGUGUCCACAGGGAUCACGUUUUGAGGAGCGUAGGAAUUAAAUAAUGUCUAGGUUUCCAGUGUGCUCUAAG
This is a messenger RNA of Archocentrus centrarchus (flier cichlid), 2157 nucleotides long. It is a transcript of the gene naif1, whose product is annotated as nuclear apoptosis inducing factor 1. Lineage: Eukaryota; Metazoa; Chordata; Actinopteri; Cichliformes; Cichlidae. The transcript has 3 exons. The coding region runs from base 356 to 1408 and encodes 350 amino acids. The record is from RefSeq and is a predicted model, not a curated record. Gene Ontology annotation, cellular component: nucleus.